GCAAGAGAAUAGUGCAUUCCAAGGUGUAUGUAGCCGUAACGAAUAAUCGAAAGCCUAUGGAACAGUAGUAAUAGUAGUAGUAAUAGUAGUUAGUAAGUAGUAGGAACAUUAAGAGAGCAAUAGCAAUAGCAAGAACAAGAGUAGUAGUAAUAGUAAUAUAGCAAUGAACACUUUCCCUUGAUAGUCGUGUUAGGGAUGGCGUUUCCAUAGAGAAAAGGAGGAAGAGUAAAUAAAGAGAGAGCGAGCGAGCGAAUAAGCAAGCAAGCAAGCUAGCACAUCAGAAAUAAAGUGUGUCGAGGUCUUUUCACGGGCAGUCGCAGAAGCCUGGGCUCCUCCUGGGUUCUGUGUAAUCACAGUUGCACGAAACGCACGGGAACUUAUUAUUUCCAAUUUCUUGCUUUUAAACAAUUUUUCUUUUUCUUUUUUUUUUUUCUCUUUUUUUCUAUCCUCUUCUCUGACUACUCUAAUCUUACUCCUUCUUCCUUUCUUAUCUUUUCUUUCUUCUAUCCUUUCUCCUCUCCGUCUUUGCCUAUCUUUCUCUUUCUUUGACUCUCUUUCUUUUCUCCCCCUUCUCUUCUUCUAUCUCCUUUCUCUCCUCUCUCUAUAUUUCAUUCUUUUUUUUUCUCUUUCUCUUUUCAAAUUCGAUACCAUGCAUAAUUUGCCGGUACUCUGGUGAUCUUCACGACAGAGAAGUCUUCUCUUUUAAUAGUUCAGCUCUGCGUCGUCUGCUGAGUAACAACGUGUUUGAGGUAUCAGGAGUGCUGUGACAGUCAAUCGUGUCUUAUUAAGUGUGUUGGAAUGUACGUGAAAACUUGCUGGAAAUUUUUUUAACGAUGAUGUUCUCUUCAUUACUUCUUCUUAGUAAGUGUAUUGUUUACAAGAGAGACCCUACUACUACUACUACUACUACCUACUACUACUACUACUACGAUGAUCCUGAUAAAAGAGUGUGAUAUUAGACGAAUUCUUUUUAAUAUGGAAUAUAUUCGGUGGAGCUCUUUCGUAUACCGAAGAAAUUGUACGAUAUCAUGGUCAACCAUUAGGAUAUAGAAUGCCAACGUCUUAUGGACUACCGACACGUGGAUGGUCAUCGGAAAUAUGGAAUCCUGGGGUACGAAGAACGGGAAGUCAAUUGUAUAGAAGGGACGUUCAAAUUCGACCGCCCCAUGUACACUUCGUUAAGAUCGAAGAAGAACAAACCGAUCCUUUGGCGACUUUAAGCGAAACAUUAGGUGCAUUGAAUACCGUGGGAAGUUAUAUCGUUAAUAUGACGAGAGGAAUGGAAAAUUCAAGUAGCCCGCCAAAAGAACUUCCAUCUGCAUUGUAUACCAUUUCGAAAAAUAUUUUAGGACUCAAUGUAACAGACAGUAUAGCACCAUUGGUAAGAAGAGGUGUUGGCUUAACAUCCAAACCAUCAAUCAAGAUACAAACAACAGCAGCAACAGCAGCAGCAGCAACAACAGCAACAACGACGACGAGGACAACAACAACGACAACAUUAGAACCUACAGUCAUAGCGAUAACACCAACAAAUUUAUCAAGACCUAUUUCUCAAGCACUUCCUCAACAAUCAGUGGAAUUAGCUAACAGAGAUAGAGAUUCUUUAUUACCUACAUGCAUUACGGCAGAGGGUUCAUCGGGGAAAUGUCAAGAUCUCAGCAAUUGUCCGCAAUUGCUGUUGGAUUUAAAAAAAUUAAGACAAUCAUUAUGCUUUAAAAGUAUAUUCGUACCUGGUGUUUGUUGUCCUACGAAAAAAUCAGACGAUUUAUCGGAUGAUGGAAUAAUUACUGGUACCAUUUCACCGGCAUUAAUUCAGACCACUGUUCGACCUACUCGACCACCAUAUCGUCCUAUAAAACCACCUACACCACGACCUAUACCAUUGUAUCCAGUUGAUUCAUCUACAUUAGAACCAUCGACCGGAACGAUCCAGAUGCCAGACUUGUCAAUUAAUAAUUCGAACAAUGUCGAGACAUUAGGCACCGUCGACAAUAAUUACAUACAAGAUGACGAAGAAUGUGGAGUGAGAAAUUCUGGAAAGUAUAGGGUCGUUGGAGGUGAAGAAGCAUUGCCAGGACGUUGGCCAUGGAUGGCAGCUAUUUUUCUUCACGGUUCUAAACGUACAGAAUUUUGGUGUGGAGGCUCCUUAAUUGGACCACGGCACAUCCUAACUGCUGCGCAUUGUACGAGAGAUCAACGACAACGACCAUUCGCCACGAGACAAUUCACAGUACGCCUUGGUGACAUAGAUUUAGAAAGAGACGACGAGCCGUCCUCACCAGAAACUUAUGCUGUUAAAGCGAUUUAUGCUCAUCCAAAAUUUUCUCGAGUUGGUUUUUACAACGAUAUCGCUGUCCUUGAGUUAAACAGACCUGUGAAAAAGUCACCCUAUGUAAUACCAAUAUGUCUACCACAGGGACGCUUUCGUAGCGAAGCAUUUGCUGGUGCUAGACCAACUGUGGUUGGAUGGGGAACAACCUAUUAUGGUGGAAAGGAAAGUACAGUUCAACGACAAGCAGUAUUGCCCGUAUGGAGAAAUGAGGACUGUAAUGCGGCUUACUUUCAACCAAUUACGAGUAAUUUCUUAUGCGCUGGUUACAGUCAAGGUGGCAAGGACGCUUGUCAAGGUGAUUCAGGUGGCCCGUUAAUGUUAAGAGCUGAAGGUCGAUGGAUGCAGAUAGGCAUCGUAUCUUUUGGUAACAAAUGUGGUGAACCUGGUUAUCCUGGUGUUUAUACGCGUGUCACGCAAUAUCUCGAUUGGAUAAAAGGCAAUUUAAAAUAAAUUCAUUAUAUGUAUAUUUUUGACAUGUGCCAAGGAAUAAUAAAUGGCAUUUUCUUUU
Molecule: messenger RNA, 2840 nt
Organism: Vespa mandarinia (Asian giant hornet)
Lineage: Eukaryota; Metazoa; Arthropoda; Insecta; Hymenoptera; Vespidae
Product: proclotting enzyme
Biological process (GO): proteolysis
Molecular function (GO): serine-type endopeptidase activity
Source: RefSeq, a predicted model, not a curated record